CAGAUCUGCCCGGCUAUAUGCGAGCGGAGGAGAAGAGGAAAGGGAUGCCGAAAAAAUGAAACUCCUCAGCACUAUUUUUUUCGCACAUUUUUCUGCUGGAGAAGACGGAGACCAGCCCUACGACACCCUCUACGGAUUAAUACCUAUCUUCACUACUGAGUAAACUUGAGCGCGUGCUGUCAUCGCGACAGAAACGGAGGUGAACGCGAGAGAUUUUUAGGAGAAAAGCGACCAUAUUGAGGUCAGAGGAAAGCGUUGCCAAGGCGACCAGCUUGCUAGGGAGGAAACUGCGGCGCGCGUCCCACGCCGGGAACGAGCGUGCGUGCUUGCGAGGGUGCGCACGUAAGCGCGGGCGACAGCUCGCUGAGGCAGUCACGGCAUCCACACAGCGGCAACGGCAGCAGAGGCAGCAUCUUUUCACACAAGACUAGCAGAAGACCAUGCAGUCCAUGUCCGCCGUUACCAAGACGAGCUAAAGCAAGCCGAGGCUCGCACCGCCACUUGAACCGGUGAACGGCGGUGUCAGAGGUCUCCUUCAGGGGAUUUAUUGAGGAUUUAUCGACGACGUCCCAGAAAAAAAAGGCUCAAAAACACAGCUACCAUUCGUCAACACAGGUGACACUUUCCCGGCUGUCAAAUCUGCCGAGACACCGCAGACACGACUUAUUUAAGGUUUAUUUUUGUCGUUUUAAGGCCUCGAUAAAAACAGACAUUCCUUCUGAGGCUAACCGGACUGUCAGCCGAGACAUGAAUACAGCCUAUUGCCGUGCAGGAGAAGACGGGGAAGGAGCCGAGCCUGCCUGCUCGGAUGGGGAGUCAUACUAGGCUGCUGGAUGUGGUGUGUGAUGCAGUACAGCAGCUUUAUGUUUGUCUCCAGUCUGGUCCCACCUGCCGGCCCGGUUGGCUUGAACGAGAUAGUUCUGUAGGACGGCAUUUUUGAAGGUGGUGCAUUUAUUAUUAUUGUUAUUAUUAUUAUUAUUAUUAUUAUUAUUAUUACUAUUAUUUUUCAAGAAACAAGCACUUUUUUUGCUCGCUUGACGUUCACCGCUGCUGUAGGAAGGUUUAGUGAAGAGGAGAAGGAGAAAUCUCUGGGGGAAAACAUCAGUGGGAAUCUGGCACCACACCAGAGCCCGUGGAUCACAAAUUAACAGAAUUCAGUGGCUGUAAGAGACGUCAAUCAAAUGAUCUGGAUAAUAGAAGACCAAUAGGGAUGGAACGCAACAGAACCAUGGCUGGGGAAGCGUUUCGGCUCCUUGUUGCUCAGAAUCAACACUGACCUGACAUCCCACACCGGGGGGCCAGGCCUCCUUUCUCCAGCACCCCAAGGACCCUUCUUUCCCCCAGCAACUGCUUUGCCUUCCAUCUCACCUUUGCUCUUGAUCAGACCUCCGUAAAAGCUCCUUUUACUCUUCCAGGGUCUGCCUGCUUUUGUUUUUAAUCCCCCUCUUAUGCUUUACCUUCCAGAGUGUUGGUCAUAAUCCCUAUUCUCUCCGAAAAAGACUGAAGUGCUCCAAAACAGACUAGACGCAGGUGGCUGAACAGUAUGAAUCCAGUCAUGUACCCCCUUCCACUUGCUCUGAGUAAACAAAAGCGGCAAGCUUUGUUGUCCAGGACUCGGCCCCUUAGUCUCAUGACAGACUGGUGCCUAAUGGGUGUGCUAGGCCUCAUCCUCCUCUUCAGCCUGGCCUCGAGCCAGAAGCUAGACCCUUCCAAACACCCCAUCGUCACCACCAAUUAUGGCAAGAUCCGAGGCAUCAAGAAGGACUUAAACAAUGAGAUCCUGGGCCCUGUGGAGCAGUACCUAGGCGUCCCCUACGCCACGGCACCCAUCGGCGACCGCCGCUUUCAGCCGCCUGAAGCCCCGGGAUCCUGGCAGGAGAUCCGCAACGCCACCCAGUUUGCCCCCGUGUGCCCUCAGAACGUGCACGGCGUGCUGCCGGAGAUCAUGCUGCCCGUGUGGUUCACAGACAACCUGGACGUGGCAGCGGGUUACAUCCAGAACCAGAGCGAGGACUGCCUCUACCUCAAUGUCUACGUGCCCACGGAGGAUGGUCCGCUCACAAAAAAACAUGAUGAAUCUUCAAUGAACAAGCCUCGAGACGAAGAUAUCCGUGACCGCAGGAAGAAGCCUGUGAUGCUGUUUAUUCAUGGAGGCUCCUACAUGGAGGGCACCGGAAACAUGUUUGAUGCCAGCGUCUUGGCCGCCUACGGCAACGUGAUCGUGGUGACCAUGAACUACCGGCUCGGUGUCCUCGGCUUCCUCAGCACCGGUGAUCAGUCGGCUAAGGGGAACUACGGCCUGCUGGACCAGAUUCAGGCCCUGCGUUGGCUCAACGAGAACAUUGGCCACUUCGGUGGAGACCCAGAGAGGAUCACCAUCUUUGGCUCAGGAGCUGGGGCAUCCUGCGUCAACCUCCUCAUCCUCUCACACCACUCGGAGGGUCUGUUCCACAGGGCCAUAGCCCAGAGUGGAACUGCCAUCUCCAGCUGGUCUGUCAACUACCAGCCCCUUAAGUACACCAAGAUCUUGGCCCGGAAGGUGGGCUGCACCUACACGGAGACGGCCGACCUGGUCGACUGCCUGAGGCGCAAGAACUUCCGGGAGCUGGUGGACCAGGACAUCCAGCCGGCGCGCUACCACAUCGCCUUUGGCCCCGUGGUGGACGGAGAUGUAGUGCCCGACGAUCCGGAGAUCCUCAUGCAGCAGGGGGAGUUCCUCAACUAUGACAUCCUUAUAGGAGUGAACCAAGGAGAGGGGCUGAAGUUUGUGGACGACAGCGAGGACAACGACGGCAUCUCAGCCGCAGCAUUCGACUACACCAUCUCCAACUUUGUGGACAACCUCUAUGGCUACCCUGAAGGCAAAGACAUCCUGAGGGAGACCAUUAAAUUUAUGUACACAGACUGGGCAGACAGGGACAAUGGCGACAUGCGGAGGAAGACCCUCUUAGCUCUGUUUACAGACCACCAGUGGGUGGCACCAGCAGUGGCCACCGCCAAACUCCAUGCCGAGUUUCAGUCCCCGGUUUACUUUUACACUUUCUACCACCACUGUCAGACCGAGACGCGGCCGGAAUGGGCCGACGCCGCCCACGGAGACGAGAUACCGUACGUGUUUGGCGUGCCCAUGAUCGGCGCUACCGAUCUGUUCCCGUGCAACUUCUCCAAGAAUGACGUGAUGUUGAGUGCCGUGGUCAUGACUUACUGGACCAACUUUGCCAAGACUGGGGACCCUAACCUGCCGGUCCCUCAGGACACCAAGUUCAUUCACACCAAGCCCAACCGCUUUGAAGAGGUCAUCUGGACCAAGUUCAACUCCAAGGACAAGCAGUACCUCCACAUUGGCUUGAAGCCACGCGUUAGAGACAACUACAGGGCCAACAAGGUGGCCUUCUGGCUGGAAUUAGUCCCCCACCUCCAUAGUCUACAUGAGGACCUGUUCCCCACUACUACCCGCUCGCCGCCAGGCCCUGGCCCAGGCACCCACAGACCCUGGCCCAGGACACCGGGCCCCCGCACCACCCGUCACCCUUACCCCACCUUCCCCUCUGAUCCUGAGUCUGAGGGUUCGGAGCGUCCUCACCAGGACCUUUUCCCCGGGGACACCCGGGACUACUCCACCGAGCUGAGUGUGACGGUCGCUGUGGGCGCGUCGCUCCUCUUCCUCAACAUCUUGGCCUUUGCCGCCCUUUAUUACAAGCGUGACAAGCGGCACGAGAUGCGCCGCCACCGGCUGUCUCCGCAGCGCGGCGGGCCCGCCAACGACCUGGCCCACAGCCAGGAGGAGGAGAUCAUGUCCCUGCAGAUGAAGCACUCGGAGCACGACGCUCACCACGACAUGGAGCCGCUUCGGCCCCACGACAUCCUGCGGCCCGCCUGCCCGCCAGACUACACGCUGGCGCUGCGCCGUGCGCCCGACGACGUGCCACUGAUGACACCCAACACCAUCACCAUGAUCCCGAGUACCAUCACCAGCAUGCAGCCUCUUCACGCCUUCAACACCUUCCCCUCAACCGGUCACAACAACACGCUGCCCCAUCCCCACUCCACCACCAGGGUAUAGUAGGGAGUGACUGGCCUAGGGAGCAGGAAGACUGAAUCUAGAACGGAGGCCUCUGGAUGGGGGCCUCUGUUUUGUUCUCUUACUCGCUUGUUUCUCCAAAAAACAACGCCGUCAUGUGCUGUCGAACUUAACAGCUCCACCGGUGGCUUGUGGAGAAGCGACUGAACAGAUGAUCAGUUUGGGGGUGGGGGGGAUUUAGAUCUUUCAAAGAUACUGUUUUCAAAGGUCUGCGUUUUCCAGACUCAAGCUCCCUGACAUUUGUCAAAAGGACAGAUGCUUUUCGCCCCCUUGCAGUUUUCCCUUUUUUAAAUUUACUUUGGCUUUGUCUUUUUUUCUCUCCCUGGUGUUAUGUGCAAAUGCCGUUCUCCUUUCUACGUCUGUGUCUUACUCUUGCGUUGUUUCUCUCAUUCAACACGUGAUUAACUCCCUCUCCCUAGCGCUCCUUUGCUCUAAAGGACUAACAACUAAUGAGCUCUAGGAGGUUGCAUAGCAUACAUACACUAAUCAAAUAGCUAUGAAAACAUUGAUAUCUGAUACUUUCAUUCUACCAGCAUUCUUGGUGCCAAGUAUGUACUACUGUGUUUGCUUUCUCAUUGAGGGAGAAAAAAAACUAAAGAAAAAUCAAGAGUAUUCCUAUUUACUGUCAAUUAACAGAUGCUGUGUGUUCUCAUGACAAAGUGCCAAACUGGCCCUUGAUUGUGUUUAGUUUUUUUUUCAUCUUCUGUUUCUGUUUUUCAAGCAUUUGUUUAAUAGUUGUUUUUUGUGGAAAGAUUAUUUUGCUGAAAAUAUAGAUAUAGAGAAAUGAUAUACAUAGUUAUAUAUAAAUGUGUACAAAGGAGAAAGUAUAUUAAUGCGUUUUCUCAGCGGGGAUCUAUGCAUGAAUUAUUUUUAAAGAGGGGGAAAGGACACUGUAUUUGUCAAUGCACGUUUCCCAAAUCUAAUCAAAUCAUAUCGGUCCACUCUGGAUAUUUUGUUUUAUCUCUCGCAGAACAAGAACGUCACAGAAAAUCCUGUAGAAACCCAACCCAGGGGUCAUUGCAACAACUGUGACCAUACUUCAUUCUCUUCUGCAGAACAUGAUGCUAAUCAGAAGUUUUUCUCCCAACCACAGUGAGCCCAUCAUCCUACAGUAGCUACUUUUUCUUCCCAUCUGUAUGGAGAUGAUGCUUUUUUUUAGGGUACGUAAGGUACCACAUCUGUUGUUGUAGCUUGCCUGUACAGAAUUAUUUUUGUAUUUCAUUAAGAGUGAGAAACAAAGCAGAGACGGGGAGCCUUUGCUCUUUUAUGUAUACCUUCCUUGUCCUGUCUGCACCCCUAUUUCCAGCACAUGCAAUUUCUGUGUGUGUGUGUGUGUGUGUGUGUGUGUGUGUGUGUGUGUGUGUGUGUGUGUGUGUGUGUGUGUGUGUGUGUGUGUGUGUGUGUGUGUGUGUGUGUGUGUGUGUGUGGGCCCUAAUUAGCAAAGAGAUAGAGAGGCAGACAGGUUGGAUCACUCCCAUGGUAAAAAACAAAAAAACAACUUUGACUCCAAAAUGAGCUCCCUUCUGCUGCGUACCCAAACACCCUCCUCUGUAUCAACAUCACUUGCUCCCUCUGUCAGUACAUUAGCUUUGUAUUCCAAACUGACGUCCAUAUUGCGGCGAUCACACAUGAUCAACUCCCCGCUGUGAACCACAGAACUCCAAAACACCUGACUACACUGUGUCAGCUGCGUUCUACACAAUAUCUGACCUCAGUUCGGCUCUGCUAUUAUCCUCACAUUCAAAGGGGUUAGUUCAAGAAUCUAGUGACUUUUUUUGUGAGCACGUCAGUUGUAAACGAAACUCUAAGCACACCGAGGGUAAGUGGCAGGCCUCCGCGGCCUGCGACGCAGAGCUGCAAGAUUUAAAAAGAAAAUUAAAAAAAGGGGGACUCGGAUCUCCUAAACAGGGUAAAAUGCAACACAGUUAACAACUGCUGUUUUCUGAUUCUGCUUUUUUCUUUCGGGUGAGAAUGUGCAGACCUCCCCCUUUCAAUUCUCUGCUACGGAUCUCAAACAUGGAUCAUGGGUAAUACUCUGGUUGAUACAGAAUGUGAACUGAACAGGAACACAUGGAAGCCUACAUCCACUAUGGGAGAAGUUAGUCACCGGUGCUGUCUUUGCUUGUGCUUUAGCUUUAGCCUAGUUUGUUUGUUUGUUUGUUUUGUAUUUUAUAACUGCCUAACGGGGUGGUGGGGGGACGGGCUGGAGAGGGACAGAUGUACCUGGCUGCUCCUGUCAGAGAUUUUCUAAGCCCCACUGAAAAGGGAAAUGUGCACAAUGUAAAACACAAAACAACUGACUUGGGGGGGGGUGCUACAGGUGGAUAAAUGCUGUGGAACAGAUGAUGGACAGCGAAAGCAAAAGGUGCGCGCUAUAGUGAAGGAGACUUUGGGAGGAGAUUGGAAAAAGGCUUGCAGCCUUAAAUGAAGGAAUCCGGAACAAAAGAGGAUGAAGUUAUCAUGACCAGAACCCUUUUGUACUCACUCCUGUGAAUAAGGAGGCGGUGAGGGGCUGUGAGGUAAACCUCACCACAACACAGCUACAAUGACACCAUUGGAGGUGAAAACAGAAACAAGGUAUUUAGUUUGGUCUGCUCUGUUUCCCUGUCUAUUUUAUAAGCUAACACUGGAGGGCGCCAUUGUGACAGAUUGACUGCGGUGUGUCCGCUCUGAGGACACUGCUGGAUGUGAGAAGAAAAAAUACCAAACCAGGUGGCAAGGACAGAGACAGACACACAACAUCUGGAAGAGGAUCAAAACUGUACAUUUUUAAGUGUAAGAAUCAAACAGACAAAAUAUUUGUAAAUAUUAAGUUUCUUGUUUGUUUUUUCUUUUCAUUUUUCUUUCCGAGUGAAUGAAUGAAAUGCCUAUUUUGUGACAAAAAAAAAAGACAACAGAUGCAAUUUGCAACAAAAGGCCAACAAUUUGAGGUUUGAGAAACACUGGGGGGUACAAAGUGUUUGCCACGGAUCACUUUUCAUGCCAUUAGAAAAUGACUGUGAAUGUUGUCUCAUGUUGCCCACUAUAGUGGGCAUCCGGUAGCAUCACCACUCCUAACCAGGACACUCGCUGUAGCAGAAUUCCAUCUCCACUGCAACCCUUACACAACACAGGGCCUGUCGUUAGCGUAUGCCAUGUUUCUAAUGAAUCUUACAUUUUAAAAUUUGAAAAGUAUAAUUUAAGUCUUUUGUUUCAUUGCGCAUUGUUUUUUAUUUUGGAAUACAUCUUAUGAUCUAACAGCAUUUCUGAAGAAUAAGUGCUGCGUGAUCCAUGUAACGUUUUAUGGAAACCUCAGAGCUGGGAAAAGCCAGCUUUGGCCAUCUAAUGUCAUGGCGGUGUAGGGAACUGGCCUGUGACUCAUUGUGAGGACUUCUAAACGCAAGGUGCAGUCGAUUCAGCUUCAGCUCACUUCACAUGUAGCCUAGCAGUGUUUACAUGUAGCCACUAAAUCACACACGUGGGACAGACCUGAGGGCUUUCAUACCAUAAGAUGCCUCGUAGAGUAAGGAGAUUACAACGGUGGUCUGCGCUUUUCUUUCCACACGCACUGUGUUGCAUUGUGGGUAUGGAGGCCGUAUUGACCUGACAGCGAUGUGAUGUAGCAGGAACGACUUUCUAAACAGUUUAGAGAUGGAUGAAAUGUUAAGUCAAUCUGAAGAGGUCCAGUGCACUUUCAGAGUCUGAGCGUGCGUACUGGAUGUACGUGGACACACACUCUGCCUCGUCUGGGUUAUAAAGUGACUUGCUGAAGCCCUGUGGUCCACACAGUUUAAUAUGCCCAGAAACUGCGCUCAGCCAAGCAAAAAUGACCUCAUAUCACUGAGGUUAUUUGAUUCUGUGUCGGGGCCGUGGUGCAUGUAAGCACAUGGUUACCACCCCAGUCACGCCCAUAAAUCUCCGGCUUGGUCUCCAUUGUUAAGUUGCACCUGUUGUCUUGUUUAACAUUCUUUGUUGAAUUCAGAAACCCAAGACUUGAGAUGAAGAAAAAUGUUAAAUAAUGGAGUUAAAAAAAACGCUGAUUAUUAAAAAAAAAAAAGUAUAGUAAAACUAUAUAAAUACAUGAGGUGAUGAUAUUUCUGUUUACUUUAGAAGUUAUUAUACACUGUAUGCUGUGAUUCUGAUCUGGGAAACAUUAAAGACAUUCAUAGCCA
This is a messenger RNA of Etheostoma spectabile (orangethroat darter), 8232 nucleotides long. RefSeq names its product neuroligin 2a (gene nlgn2a). The coding region runs from base 1544 to 4063 and encodes 839 amino acids. NCBI's taxonomy places the organism in Eukaryota, Metazoa, Chordata, Actinopteri, Perciformes, Percidae. The record is from RefSeq and is a predicted model, not a curated record. Gene Ontology annotation, molecular function: neurexin family protein binding. Gene Ontology annotation, cellular component: membrane. The transcript is spliced from 9 exons.